Mytilus californianus (California mussel) is the source of this 1523-nucleotide messenger RNA. RefSeq names its product endoplasmic reticulum junction formation protein lunapark-B-like. Lineage: Eukaryota; Metazoa; Mollusca; Bivalvia; Mytilida; Mytilidae. Bases 123 to 1337 code for a protein of 404 amino acids. The transcript is spliced from 11 exons. The record is from RefSeq and is a predicted model, not a curated record. Gene Ontology annotation, biological process: endoplasmic reticulum tubular network organization. Gene Ontology annotation, cellular component: endoplasmic reticulum tubular network.
GCAGCACGUCAACACACACAAAAUUGAAAACGGGAAAUGUGCAGCUUGUCGGACCAAUUAUUUCGUAUGGAUAAAAGAUAACUUGAAUAACACAGACAUACAUUAUAGUUUAGAAGUUUACAAUGGGUAUCCUUCUUUCCAGAUUCAGAAAGAAGAAGUCUACCAUUGAGAUAUUAGAUGAUAUUGACAAGCAAAUAUCCAGUUUGCAACAGUUUCGCCGACAGAACCAAGAGAGACAAAAGAAAUUCAUUGGACGUUUGAUAUUGUAUUCUAUUGUGAUGUAUAUUGGUGCAGCUCUGAUUUUUUACUUUUACUACCUACCACCCACAUGGACAAAAAGACUGAUAUAUUCAUCACCUCUGUUAAUAUUUCCAAUUUUGAUUUUGUUAUUGAAGAAAUUCCUUCAUUGGUAUUAUGUAAAAAGAAUCACAAAAAAUGAUCUGGCUUUAAAUGAACUACAGGAAAACAAGAAAAAAAUUCUUGAAGAUGUUAUGGAAACAGAAACUUACAAGAAAGCUAGAGAAAUACUACAAAAGUAUGAUCCUGCCAGAUUUAAACAAUUAGAGACCCCAGGACCAUCACCACCAAAAGUUAAUGAGGGAUCUGUUUUACGACAAAGAAAUUUACCUUCCAAUGCCAAACCAACACCACAGGUGAGACCAGCCACCCCUUAUCAAACAAGACAUGGUACUCCUAGAUUAAGGAUGAAUACACCACAGUCAACACCUAGACAUCCUCAAAGUUCUGGAAUGAGACCACGAGCUCUUGUCACUCCUCAGAUGAAUGGAAAUUAUGAUCAGGUUAGGGGACCACCUUUACCAAGGCCUAUAUUACCCCGUGAGAGGUCAGCAAUGGAUAAAGUGUUAGAAUAUCUUGUUGGAGAUGGACCACAAAACAGAUAUGCUCUCAUAUGUAGAUUUUGUCAUUCUCAUAAUGGAAUGGCUUUAAAAGAGGAAUUUGAAUAUAUAAGUUUUAGAUGUUGCUACUGCUACCAGAUGAACAUGGCUAAGAAACAGAGACCUUUUGCACCUAAGUUAGAAGUGCCUCCACCAUCUACCAUGUCAACUAGUUCUGGAAAUAAACUUGUGCUAUCAAGUACAAUUGAGGAAGGAAGUGAAAGUGAUGAGGAAGAGGAAGAAGAUUCGGAACAAGAUCAGGAUCCUAGUGAUGAAGAUAAAACAGGGAGUGCAGCCCCUGAUAACAGUAGAGACAGUGGUAUAUCAAAUGCAGAUAUAGAUAAGGGGAGACAAUCUGACAUUGACAAUAAAAAAAAUUGUCCUCAAGUGAAUGGUGUCGGUACAGAUGAAGAGUCUGAAAAAGAAGCCAGACCAAGUUGAAGAUGAUUUAGUCUAAACAUGAACCAGUUAUGACAUCUAGUCACUUCAUAUCCAGUCCAGCAAAUAUACAUGCAAAUAUAUUGGUGUUAUCUUUUAGUUAUUUAUUACAAAUAUAUGAAAAUAGUCCAUUAUAUAAUGAUAUAAUAAAUGCAUUGCCAUUUUAAAUAGUAUAGGUGUUGACUAUGG